Messenger RNA from Esox lucius (northern pike), 5760 nucleotides. RefSeq names its product A kinase (PRKA) anchor protein 1b (gene akap1b). Gene Ontology annotation, molecular function: RNA binding. The record is from RefSeq and is a predicted model, not a curated record. The coding region runs from base 212 to 2812 and encodes 866 amino acids. NCBI's taxonomy places the organism in Eukaryota, Metazoa, Chordata, Actinopteri, Esociformes, Esocidae. The transcript has 11 exons.
UCGCGAGGUUUGAUCAGCUGUUAUGUCUGUUUUUAGUCUGGCUCUUGGACGGUCAACACGUGGGGAGGGUAGAGAAAGAGGCAUAGGAAAGGAGUAACACGUUGGUGUUGAAUCGGGCUCGGAAUACGUAACAUUAUAUCACGAUAAUCUAAUUCACCGUGGCGGCGCGGAGGACGCUAAAAUACAGUGUAGCUGCCUGGGUCCCGAGGAGAUGCCACUGAGGUUCCGCUCUAUUGUCCCGUACACACUGCCUGGUGUGCUGGCGCUGAUAGGCUGGUGGUGGUACAUCUCCCGUAAGAAAGAGCGAGUCACCAAGCACGACAGUGAGGAGGGGGCAAUGGCCAUGGGCCUGCUGGUGUCCCCGUCCCCCAGUGAGGGCAGCAACGGCCUGGUAGAGAAGGGCAACUUGUCCCCCUGCUCUACGGCUGUGGCCGCUCCCAACACAGUCUGCAGCCGCAGGGAGAGAACGCCCAAAGCCAGAGAGCAGCGCUUAACAGAACUGGAGGUGGUUGCACAGAUCCACAUCCCGGCCUCUAAGACCCAAGCCGUAGAGCUACAGAGCACUUCCCUUUCAGCUACAGAGAGGCUGGACCCAGUCGAGGCAGUCCCAGCCCCCGGUUUGGUGAGCUGCCAUCAGAUACCCCGGACCAGCUCACCCACCCCUGUCUCACCCCUACUGACACAGACCCCUCAGGGAGAGCACGAGGCCAUCGGAGGGGGGGCGCCCGCAGACGUUGCCGUGGUUACAGAGCCGGCAAAACCAACGGUUACAGAGCAGGUCCAGGAUACGCCGGAGGAGCCGGUCGUUGUCGCGGCGUCAGAAGCACUUGUACAGUCCCAGAUGGUCCACACCUCAGCAGCAGACCCGGCCAACGCAGAAAGGCCUGAACCCGAGGGUGAGGUGGCGGCGGCACACGAGGCUGGGGGGUCCUUCAUCCAAAACCUUCAGGUGGAGCUCAUGGCCAAAGACGCCCUCCCAGUCCUCUGCAGCAGUACCAAAGACCCGCUGCCCUCCUCGCUUGUCAUGCCCGCCGAAGCCCAGGCCGUGAAAGUCACACACGAGUCCCCCAUUUCAUCGCAGGACUCUCAUCGGGCUGACCUGACCAGCACGCUGGCCAGCUUCUCGGCCCCAGGCCCCCAGCAGGAGAAUGGGGAGUCCAGCAGCGAGGUCCUGGCGCAUUUGGCAGCUGGUCUUAUCACGGAGGUCAUCUCCGCAGCCACCCAGGAGGUUCUGAGUAUGACCUCCUGUCCGGAGACACGGCAUAACCAGCCCACGGCCGGGCCUGGCUACAGCAGCACCCCAUUGACCAAUGGGCGGCCGUGCUCUCAGCAAGAACCAAUCACAAGGCACAUGGAGGAUGGGCCAUCCCCAAUAAGCCAUUCUGAGGCCGGCAGGGCGGACUGGAGAGAGCAGAAAGAAGUGCUGGCCAACGGUUGUCCAGUGACGUGGGAGCCGAUAGGAGCAGACAACACAGUGAGUCACUCCUGGGCAGCGGCCACUCCCUGGCAGGAGGGGAGGCUGCAGGCUGGCAGCCUGGACACACGGAAGGGGGAGGAGGAGGUGGCGAUGGUGGCGGAGGACUCGGCCUGCAGUACGUGCCACUCUGAGGACGGGGUCAGCAGCGAGGACCAGCAGGGCACGGAGAGCCGGGAGGAUCUGAUCCAGGUCUCGGGGAUAUCCGAGAGGAAGGAGAGUCCGCCCCAGGCCCUGGAGGAGGUGGUGACGGAGGCGGCCCUAUCGGGCCACUCGCUGGCCGCUGUCAGCGAGGUCAAGAGGCUUAACAGCAUGUGUCUGAGGAAUGGCUCUCACGGAACAAGCGAGACCGAGACGGAUCAGUCUGGAGGCUCUGAUGUGAACAGUAUGGACUCUGUGGACAGCGGGUGCACCAUGGGGGCCCGGGACGGCAGCCCUGCCAUUGCUAUGGGCUCUGAACUCAUUGUGUGGGAGAUUGAAGUACCUAAGCACCUGGUGGGCAGGUUGAUUGGGAAACAAGGGCGCUACGUGAGCUUCCUGAAGCAAAGCUCUGGUGCCAAGAUCUACAUCUCCACCCUGCCUUACACUCAGGAGUUCCAGAUCUGCCACAUAGAGGGUUCCCAGCAGCAGGUGGACAAAGCCUUGUCCCUGAUUGGAAAGAAGUUUAAGGACUUGGACCUGACAAACCUUUAUGCCCCCCCACCUAUGCCACUGCCCUCGCUGCCCAUGACCUCCUGGCUCCUGCUUCCCAGUGGUGUGACGGUGGAGGUGAUCGUGGUGAACAUCGUGUCGGCGGGUCACCUCUUCGUACAGCAGCACACGCACCCGACGUACCACGCCCUGCGCAGCCUGGACCAGCAGAUGUUCCUGUGCUACUCCCAGCCGGGAACACCCGCCUUGCCCUCGCCUGCUGAGGUUGGGGUGAUCUGUGCGGCGCCGGCGGUGGACGGGGCCUGGUGGAGAGCGCAGGUUAUAUCCUUCUACAAAGAGACCAACGAGGUGGAGAUCCGAUACGUGGACUAUGGCGGCUAUGACAGGGUGAAGAUUGACACGCUACGUCAAAUAAGGUCGGACUUUGUGACAUUACCGUUCCAGGGUGCAGAAGUGUUACUGGACAACAUCGCCCCUCUUCCGGGAGAAAACGCAUUUUCAACUGAAGCCACCUCUGCGCUGGAGGAGAUGACGAGAGGAGUAGCACUGCUUGCACAGGUCACUAACUAUGACAACAACACUGGUCUCCCAUUGGUCCAGAUGUGGAACAUGGUUGGGGAAGAGCUGGUAUCGGUGAACCGCACACUGGCGGAGCGGGCAUUGGGUACUUGGGUGGAGGGCUUUUGAACCUACAACCCCUGCACCUCCCGCUACACCCCUCUUAGACCCCUUGUCCUUUCAUCGCUGGAGGCUGGCCCCAACUAAACCUCCAGAAACAGUCUAAUACUUCAAUGGAAGAACACAACCACUGGAUUUGGAAAUACUUUAUCUUUGUUGGUUUUUGUUUGUUUUUUUUUGUUUUUUUUUUCUCCAUGUUUCAAAAGAAAUAAAGAUUGUUGUAUGCAGAGGGGGAAAGAGAGAAUGAAGUACUCCUUCAGAAUAUGCCAACCCCACACCCAAAAGAACUGAAAAUAAAGUACUUGUACAUUUUAAAAAGAUAUCUAUAUUGUAACUAAAUCAAAGGUCAAUCCCCCUUUUUCUUUUUUUUUCUCCAUCCUACCUGAUGUUUCCCUCCAACUUUCUGGAUUGUCAUUCUGUGGAUGUAGAACUUGACUCCGUAGAAAACACUAUCUGUCAAUGGAGAACUAACCUCACCUUAACUACCUAUAUGCACUUGCAUAGUGGCAACAUGGCGUGGUUGUUUACCAAGGAACCAUUUACGUUGUGAGACUGGGCUCAAUGUGAGGCUUUUAGAUUAUUCUACAUAAUUCAGUAGCCACAGUCUAUCUCCUAACUGGCUGGCUCUUUGUCAUGGUCUCAUGACAGCUGUGGACAUGCAGGCCUGGGUGGCUAAGAAUGGCUCCUGGCCUUGCUGUUGUGACUGACACCCUCGGCCGUGGUGACAAAUAGAACACUCACCACAGUCUAAAGUACAUAGACGAGGUGGGGGGCCUCCUCUGACCUAGGGGAAGGAGCAGAACCAGGUUCCCAGGAGUCAUGCGAGGCCUGCUCAACUGGCCUGGUCUUCAGUCCGUAGAACACUGUGUGGCCUUAUGAAGAAACUAAACGGGCUUCCUUUUCUGGCAUCUCCACCUGACCUGGAGGCACACCUGCCUGACCCAUCUGCCCCCCCCCCCCCCCCCCCCCCCCCCCGGGGGCGUCAUCACACCGUUGCGGGUUGCCUGGCAUCACAGCUGGUCCGUCCGUCCAACACUACCACUACAUGGCAGUUUCACUACUGUUGAGUCCGAGGCGUCGCCUGGAGGGUCUGAAUGCUAUACUCACUCCUGGGGUCUUCCUCCGUUCUGGGUGCAGCUGUCUAGGCAGUUCAAGAUGGGGGACAACCCCUCAGUUUUGUUCCGGGAGGAAAACGAUACAAAACCAUGGACAGGCCUCUGACAUCUGACCUGGAACUCUUAACAGUUUUCAGUUAGCUCAGUGGCUCAAAGGCCCAGUGCUUAUUUAAACCAGUCUGUCUUCUAUAUGCAUGUUAACCUGCCCAGGUCCCCGUCUAACUUAGGGUCUUCACUGUGUUGACUCCUGCGUAUAGCCCCUUUUACCCCUUACAUUCUAUUGAAGUUUGUCUGUGCAAGCAUUACACCUUAUGCUCUAUUCCAUUCUUAUUGUUGCAAGCAUUUUAAUGGAGCCAAAAUAGUCUUGCGGGCAAUUCACUCAUUACCCAGAAUGUUGAGUGUGUUAGUUGGCCCCUUUUCACUGUGGGAAUAGUUAUUUUGAAGCUAUGUCAUCUCCACUCAAUGGGCGUAUGAAAGUACAGUGCUGUAUAUUGCGGCACAGAAACGGUGAGCCUGAAGAACAGUUAAGAGCUUUUCUCAAAGCCUCUCACUAACUCUGUUGUAGUUGUAUUCAGGUUUUGCAUAGGAAUGAACUAUUGUCAGUUGUCGAAUCAAGUUUAAAAAUUGGAGACUUGUUGUCCCGGGACUCUGAAGAUGGGUCUCCUUCCACGCCGGCCCCGCUGCUUUCUCUAACACUCCUGUUUGGCUGCUCUGGUUGUUGAUCAGAGAUUUUUAUCACUUCUAGAUGUGUAGCUGUCAUCUGUCCUGACUCUCAUUGCAUUUUCAAAUAGUUUUCUUAUCAAGUUGUUGUUUUGGAAUUGAAUUUAUCAACUGCUAAUCAUGUGACACUUAAAUUGGAUCCCUCUGGUAUUAAGGCAGGUACUGUCCCUCUGAACAGUCUUGUUUUGGACAUGUGCAGGUGAAGUACACUGUUAGAGGAUUGGCUCUUAUGUAACUGUUCUAAAUGACUGUUCCUACACAUAUUUAAGACAGCCUUUGCAUCUAUACCAUGCGACAGAGGCCUAUUACAUAUUGAUCAUGUAGGUUAACUGCACUUUCUCAACCUGGAGACAUUGACAUGUUAAGUGGUGGUGGCUAGAUUUGAAUCAUGUCUCUGGAAUGUUUGGUGUGAAGAGGUUUGUAGGCUUUUAGUGCAGAUGGUGGCUGUUUCACGGUGUUUGAAUGUUUAGUCAGUCCAAUGGUAGUACUUCAUCUCUCCUUAUGCCUGUUCUUGUUUGUUGAAACUGCAGGAAAUAAGGCACCUAGCUACUAAUUCAGAAUCUAUUCAAGGAACUUACAUUUCAAGGCCAGCAGGAGGGGUUAGAGUCCAAAGCUAGCUUGGAGCAGAAGCCAUAAUAUUGUUUAUGCUUGUCGGCCCUUCAGCUUUGUGUUGUCCCUACCUUGUUUCCAGCUGUGAUGUCACAAUCAGUAAAGAUUGAUAACUAGAUUGAUCCAAAUGACACCACUCUCUACUCACUCCUAUCAUGCUUGAUUUAACCCAAAUUAUUUCUUCACUUGUGCAGGUCUGUAAAUAAGAUAUUUCACUGUACUUUUGUAUAACACUGAAAUGAGAGAAUGGAAAAAGGGAACAGGUUUUUCUUUGGGUUCUUUUUUUGGGUUCACCAUUUCCAAAGCUCUUUGUUCUGUCGGUAGGACUGGUUUGAAGUGUUUGCUUUGCUAGAUAAUUCAUUUGAUUAUUUAAAUGAGUGUAAGCAAUCCUGCCUAGAGCAUUUAACAUGUACAGGUCAGUUUUUGUGAGGCUCAUCAAAGGUUUGAUUCUUGGUUGUACAGAUCUAUUAAAAAAAAAAUAAAGUUAUUAAAAAAGCGUCCACAGUUAUGAGA